Messenger RNA from Catharus ustulatus (Swainson's thrush), 863 nucleotides. RefSeq names its product chemokine-like factor. The transcript has 3 exons. Lineage: Eukaryota; Metazoa; Chordata; Aves; Passeriformes; Turdidae. The record is from RefSeq and is a predicted model, not a curated record. Bases 9 to 437 code for a protein of 142 amino acids.
CGGCCGCCAUGGCGUGGCUGGAGGUGGACCGGGCCUUCCUCCGCUCGCCGCGGGGCUCGCUGAAGAUCUCCCGCACGCUGGUGGCGCUGGCCGCCCUCUUCUGCUUCGUGGCCGCGGAGUCACACGAGGCCUACGCGGCGCUGGCCGGCAUGGAGGCGGGGAUCACCGUCCUGUUCCUGCUGCUCUACCUGCUGAGGCUCGACGCGCGGAUUCGGGGCCUCUCCUGGCCGCUGGCUGUGAGUUCCCGUGAGCUGCGAGUACUGGAUGUUUUGAACUCGGUGAUUGCAGCGUUGUUCCUCCUCGUUGUGUCCUUGUUCGCAAUAAUAAUCAAGACCAACAAAGGGACAUUGGCUGGAGGAGUAAGUAGGAGCAUUGUUAAUGAAUUUCAGUUCUUACAGUGCAGUGAUUUGAACCUCUUGGUACUCACGUUGUGGUAGGGCCAUGCAAACUGUCUUGGAAGAACACUCUCAGCAGUAGCAAACAAGGUACAUUCAGUGUAUCUCACUAAAAGAAAAUAAUCCUCACAUCACUGGUUAUUUAAAGAUGAUGCAACACUUGGGAAUUACUGCAGAGAAGUACUAAAACACUGAAAAUUUCUAGAGUUUUGAAGUAACCUACAUUUGCUAGCAUAGCUUGAAAUCCUGAGUGGGAGAAACCCUAGCUCUUUUAGGACUGUCCAGUUUAGUUACACUAGUUGAGAAAAAAUGCCAAGAGUCCUGCUAAAAAGAGUUGAAACUUUAACAGACACACUGGCACCUCCCUCGUGGCAUGUACAUUGUUUUUUCUGACACAAACUGAGGAAUUCUGUCAGUUGAAAAGAGGUUUUGCUCAUACUAUGAUUGUAAGACUUUUGUGUUCUUAAG